AUGGCCAAAGAGUUGGAAGCCUGCGGCUCCAUCAAAGAUAAGAUCAAAGAGGAUGCCGAUAAGGCCGUCGAGCAGACAGUUGCGCGCCUCGAGGCGGCCAAGAAGGCCGCAGCUGAUGCCGAGGCGAAGCGCAAGGAGCUGCAGGAGAAGGCCGAGGGGCUGCUGGCGAGGCUGGGCGAGCUGGUCACGGACGCGGAGGCAGCCUCGAGGAAGGUCCAGGAGGCGGCCGAGCCGCUGUCUGAGGACGGGGCCGGCCUGGAGAGCGUGACGGCCGCGGCAGAUGCGGUCGAGGGGGCGAGCGCAGAGGCCAAGGCGAAGCUGAAGCUCUGCACGGACUUCACGAAGGAGCACUCGAAAGACACGAACAUUGCGAAGAGGGAGGGUCAGACCGACAUCAAGGCCGAGUGGAGUAAGCUAAUGACGAGGGUGCGCGAGAGCGCUAAGGAUACGGACUCCACGGAUAGGUUCGCGGCGGCAGCGAAGGUGAAGGCGGUCAAGAAGUCUGAGGCGACCCGAAAGCUGGACGAGAUGAAGAAGGUGUUUGAUACAUAUGACAAGGACAAGGACGGUUUCUUGAGCAAGGCCGAGGUGAAGAGCUAUGCCCAGGGCGUCUUCAAGUUCGCUAUCAAAGCAGAGCCGCUCAAUGAUAUCUUCACGACGCUUGCCCAGGACCCCAAGGGGAUCAAGAAGGAGUCGCUCCAACGGCUGAAGGUGGCCGUCGGCAUCGCCUUCGUGAAGACAAAGGACGACGAGCUCCGCGAGGUGAGGGUGAAGAAAGAAGCGGAGCUUGCGAACGUCAAGGCUGGGCUGCAGGAGAAGGUCCAGGAGGCGCUGCAUGUGAUCGAGAAGUGCGAGGAGCUCGUCAAGAAGGCGGAGGCGGCAGCGAAGCCCCUGCCGGUCAAGGCGAAGGAGCUCGCGUCGACGGAGAUGCUCCAGCUGGUCGGCGAGGCCAGCGCCUCGAUCGAAGAGGCGAGGGACAGCCUCGGCGGGGCGAAGGCGGAGCUGGAGGCGCUCAGGGAGGGCGUGGAGGAGGAGCUCAAGGCGUGGAUGCUCGCGGAGGUCUCCAAGCUAGAGAAGAGGACGAAGAGCUGGGAGCCCCGGCUCGCGACUGCCACCGCCAAGUGCGCCAGCUUUGAAGAGAGCGCGAGGAGAAAGGAGCGCGCGGAGCUGAGCACGCUGGAGAAGCAGGUGCUCAGCAUGAUCCGGUACCACCAGAAGGAGGGCAAGCUUUCAAAGGACGCCAUGUUCGAGCAGUUCGAUGCUGAUAAGGACGGGCGCGUGAGCGAGGCGGACUUCCUCAAGUUCUUCGCCACCUGCAAGAAGGAGGAGCCCAAGGUCGAGGACGGUAAGCCUGCACCCAAGAGUGACCCGCCGUCGGACGCGGAGCUCGCGAGGGUCUUCAAGCACUUUGACGAGGACGAGGAGAGCACCCUCAGCGAGGACAGGCUUCUCGCUCUCGUCCGAACUCUAAUGAAGGUCUCUGCAGAGACGGCUUUGUCCUCGGGAAAGAGCAUCGAGGACAAGGAAACCCGGACGCUCCGCCGCAUGGAGGUGGGCGAGGUCGUGGAGGUGCUUGAGGGCCCCAUCGAGGACGGCUCGGCAGGGGUGAUGCGGAUCCGUGCGAAGGCAAUGAAGGAUGGCGUUGAGGGAUGGGUGACCCUCAAGGGCAACCAGGGCACGGUGUACCUGAAGGACGGUGGCAGCCUGUUCAAGGUCGUCAAGGAGACCAUCAUGACACCUGCCUUCGAGCUGGACGCCGUAGUGGACAAGAAGGCGAAGGAUCCGACCCGCAAGCUCAAGGAGGGGGAGCUCCUCGAGGUGAGAGAGUUCCCGAAGAAAGAGGAGAAGUCGGGUCUCACACGGAUGAAGUGCCGAGCUAAGUCCGAUGGUCUGGUCGGUUGGGUCACCACCGUCGGCAAUGCAGGCACGAUUUUUGCCAUUGUGCAGUAG
Messenger RNA from Prorocentrum cordatum, 1950 nucleotides. The record is from the annotation of a GenBank genome assembly. Lineage: Eukaryota; Dinophyceae; Prorocentrales; Prorocentraceae.